AAAUGCUGACUAAGACGUUUUAAGCGUAUGAACAUGUGAUUAAAUUGGAUAAGUGGGCUUCACAACAUGCAUGCGUGUAUAAUACUCUUACGCUGUGAGAGUCGAUUGCCAUUCUUUUGACCAAAUGGGGUUGAAGUGUCACCUCUAAGCCUCUCCAGGUGAUCCAAUAGCGCCGUCCGAGAGGCGGGCCGGAGGAAGACUAGUAUUGCCUUCGCACUCAGGUGAGGUCAUUCAGCGCAACAUGGAGACAGAGACACUCAGAAACACAAUGUAUGGAGUUACAGCGACGCAUUUCUAAACAUCUUCUGGUUUGCAUGAAUGCGGCACUUGCUCCUGAUUCAGACGAAUUCAUUUCAGCUAGUCCAGCUAAAGUCUUGCGGUUUUGCUUUGUGUGAGCUGAAGAGCGCCUUGUUGGCCCGCUGGAAGACUCCAGAAGGAGUUUGGCUUAGCUUCCAAACAUGGUCAGUGGCUGGCCUCAAGCAGCCUGUGAGUCGCGCGCUGUCCAUGGUGCUGAUGGUAACGUCAUGGCUCUUUAUGGGUUAACGUCACUGGAGUAUGUAAGGGCCUAGUCAUUACCAAAAUAUUGAAAUAGUCUCUAAUGCUAAGCAGUGAUGCCAUGAUUCCAGGUGAAUUCAGCACCGUGGCUGUGCACUUUCUAGAAUGUAUUAAUCGCUCAGAUCACUUUACCUCCCUUGGGAAAUCAUAGUCAUUGCGCCUUCUCCUCUCAGCUCGCCCUCUCUUCGUCGUCUUUGUUUAUCAGUGGAUCAAGGUGUCACACCAUGGCUUGGAAAAGGUGGAUAAGUGAUUGCUCUAGUCAAGUUAACAAAGUUUGUGAACCAGAAAGGGGUGCUACAGCCCCAGGCCCUUACCUUGCCAGUGGGAGUCCUUCUUCUGGACAGGAAGGCCAGAAGCAGCACAAGAAGAGACCAUCCUAACUGCCCCAACACAAAUCUUUUGCGGAGGUUUCUCAGAACCAGUUUUUUCUGUGGUUGUCCAGACACUCAAAUCUUAUUGGAUAACAUGGUUGGUGAGAAGCCACUGCAAAUCUAAAGAAAGCAAUGCUGGACACAUUACAGUCCUGUUCUCCUGUGCCAUUGGAACAGUUUACUUUAGUACUAUCGAUCUUGGGUGGAGUCUUCUUCCUGUGACCGGCACAGACAUACACUGCUCCAGUCCAGCCAGCCUUUUUCUUUGCUGAACCCCCAACCCUGAAUGAGGGUUCAGAAGGGGUACUCCAUCUUGCAAUGGCUCAUUCGUCUGAUGAGGCUCGGAGAGAGAUGACGAACGGGGCCCAUCCCAGCACCCAACCAGGAGGCUCCGGAACCUACACUUUGCCACGAUAUCUGCAUAAGAAACGGCAGAAAGGAGUGAGAUCUUCCUCCCCAAUGGGUAGAGUCAUCCUUAUCAAUGCACCUGUGGAUGGUGGAGAUGACAGUGAAGACAUUCACACAAUCACUGUGGACAAGAGUGAGGAUGGCAGGCUGGGCUUCAGUGUGCGUGGAGGCUCUGAGCAUGGCCUCGGCAUCUUUGUCAGCAAGGUGGAGGACAACAGCUCUGCAGAGUUUGCGGGGUUGUGUGUUGGGGAUAAGCUGGUGGAGGUGAAUGGAAUCAGUCUGGAGAGCAUCACAAUGAGCAGUGCUGUGAAGGUCCUGACUGGGAACAACCGCCUGCGCAUGGUAGUCAGACGUGUGGGAAAAGUUCCUGGCAUUCGAUACUCCAAAGAGAAGACCACUUGGGUGGACCUGAUUCAUCGGAGGAUGGUGGUGGAGGAGAGUGGUCGUACUCCCUCGGAGGCCAGCUCGGACGGGGCAUUGCGCAGGAUAGUGCACCUUUACACCACCUCAGAUGAUUAUUGCCUGGGUUUCAACAUCCGUGGGGGCAAGGAGUUUGGUCUCGGCAUCUAUGUCUCAAAAUUGGACCCUGGUGGCCUGGCAGAACAAAACGGCAUUAAAAUGGGAGACCAGAUUCUGGCAGCCAACGGCGUGAGCUUUGAAGAUAUUACACACAGCAAUGCUGUGGAGGUCCUGAAGAGUCACACCCAUGUCAUGCUCACUAUUAAGGAAGCUGGGAGGUAUCCUGCAUAUAAGGAGAUGGUAGCAGAAUACAGCUGGCUCAAUAAAUUGGCUAAUGGAGGCCAGCCGUCCUCUUCUCAGGGUUCAGACUCCUACUCCUCCACCUCUUCUCUCUCCUCUGGUACGCCAGUCAGCUCUCUCAGUGGCCUGUCUCAGGUCAUGUUCCCACCUGCAUUCAACUCCGAGAUGGUGGAUGUCUGUAUAGCAACUGAGGAUCAGUCAGGCAGGCUCAGCUCUGAUCGGACCGAGACUGCUAUCCAGACUGACCCUUUGGAGCCUGAUGCAUCACCCCGACCUAGCAGGGUCAUCUCAAUGGACACCAGUCGGACAGUGGGUGAGACAGUCCUGUUAAAAGACACAGUGAUCAGGACUGGGAGUUUUGAUAAGAGUGGCCGGGCUCGGACAAGGACGUUUUCUGCAGGGGACAAGGAGGUUCUGGACUCUCCGAAAACUGCAGUGCUGAUGGCUCUCAGCAAGCCCCGCAAACCCAUCCGCCGAUCACAGAGUCACAUCACAGUCUCAGAGGACAAGCAGAAGAAGAAGAAACAGCAACAGGUAGAGAAGGCUGAAGCUGCAGGUAGUACCCUACAGCGCUCCAAGACCUUCGUCAGUCUGUUGUUCAAAAGUGGUCGCAGGAGAGACAGGUCUGCCUCUAGAGACAGGAAGGAUAUAGGGGCGGGGGACAAACGCAGAGGACGCUCAAAAUCUCCUACACAUAGUGAGCGGGAGUGGAUGUUUGGAUCUAGAAGCAGAAGAUGGGGUAAGGAGCGCAGUCGGCCCAUUAUUAGCCUCCUGAGCUCUCCUCGGGAAACGCGUGCUGGGGUGUGGGAGCCUGCACACAUGCCCAGUCCCGAGACCAUGGCCAUGGUGGAGGACAUGGCUCGCAAACUGCUGAGUGAGGAUGAGGUGGCUGCUGUCAUGAGACACUGUAACAGGUUUUUGGCAGACCGUGUGGUUGAGGACCUGGUCCGCCCUCUGCUGGCCAUCCUCGACAGGCCUGAGAAGCUGCUGCUGCUGAGAGAGAUCAGAAUGAUCAUCCCUCCCACAGACUUGGGCCGGUUUGACAGCAUGGUUAUGCCUUUUGAACUGGAGGCCUAUGACAUUUUAAAGAGCCGCUCUGUGCGCUCCCCGGCUCUGCGCUCCCCUCGCCAUGGUGGAACCCCACGGCGCCAUCUCAUAACACCCGUUCCAGACUACAGAGGAGGUUUCCAGCUGCAGGCGGUUCAGGAUCUGGAGAGAGAUCGGCAGUUGUUGGAGGAGCUGGAGCGACUGAGGAUGGACACUAUCCCCACUGGCCGGCUGCCCCCGCCCCGGGCCUUCACUCCUCUGCUGGAUGUACCGGUAGAUAGUUACAUCUCAGGCUCCCUCCGGCAGCACUCUUUAAGUCCUGCUCGUCCAAACUGGCUACUUAGUGAGUCCUCUCACAGCACAGAGAGGCAUGGGGGCUCCCCACAAAGACAGAGCAAUGGUUCGCCCCGGACUGCACACUACGGGGAAAACUCAUAUAGGGGCGAAACCACUCCAGAGCGCGGGAGGUCACCUUACAGGAACGGCCAUGGCAGAGCUGCGAAUGGAAGAGAGGUGAAGUACACAGUGAUGAGUGCACACAGGCGGAAUCGAACGCCACUAAUGCAGGUGUUUGGAUCAGAUACUAUGCAGGACUCUGUGGAGAGGGAACAGGUAAAUGGACACACUCGCUUACCUGCAAAUGGUCAAGAUAACCUGUCAACACAGGAGUAUGAGCUGACCACUGUCUCCAUCUCUAAGACCAAACAGUCCCUGGGUAUAAGCAUUUCUGGUGGGAUGGAGUCCAAGGUUCAGCCAGUGGUGAAGAUAGAGAAGAUAUUUCCAGGAGGAGCUGCUUCCACUAGUGAGGUGCUGAAGGCUGGAUUCGAGCUUGUGUCAGUUGAUGGCGAGUCCCUCCAGGGAGUCACACAUCAGCAUGCAGUGGACGCCAUAAGAAGGGCUUUCAGCAACAAGGCCAAAGACCCCAUGGAGUUUGUCGUCAAAGUCCCAAAAAAUCCAAAAGACUGAGGGAAAAAAUGUACUUUACUGUGCUGUACAGACAAAUUGGACUUCUAGAGAUUUGUGCUCACAGUGGUAUGUCUGCACAAAGAACAGAGAAUGAGAAUGUAUCCUAUACAAAAUCUAUAGGAUAGAACCUAUAGAAAAAAGAAAAGCUGCCAUUGUAUAAUGCUGAACCAGUUCACCCCAGGGUGAGGUUCCUGAGAGGACGUCCAUAGAGCUCUUCUGGCCGGACCAGGUCCUUUUUCUGCUUCCUUUAUCAUUUUUAUACCAUAGUUUAAUAAUUGAUAGGCUAUUUGUGCAAAUAUCUGCCGCAUCUGUGGCAUAGAUUUAGUUACCACAAUGAUUUCAGCACACCUUCCUGUACUUAAUAUAAGAACACAAAACCCAUUAAGUAAGAACACAUAUAAUAGUAACCAACAGGCUGAUGCUUGUCCAUGGUGACUGACAGUGUGGUACAGAUGCAGCAGAGAGGACUUAUGUUGAAAGUAUUCCUUUGAUAGCACUAAUAGUUUUUAAGAAUUUACACAUACAACAUUCUUUCCGGACUCCAAUAUCUCUUCUUCAUUCCACACCAGUGAGAGGUCAGCAACUCUAAAUAAAUAUGAGGCAGUGAGGGUUUGUGCCUAAAUUUGGUCGUAGCUUAUGCUUCAGCCAGUGUAUUGUGAUAAGGAGCAAGUUGGCAUGGUGAUAAUCUAAGUCAUAACACUAGCACUCAUCCCAGCAAGGCGAGGGAGUAAAGAGUUGUGGAGCUCUCCCGCACAUGCCUAACAGAGACAAGGUUACGAGAUUUACACUCAGAUUAAAUCUCUGUAUUAUGUCAAACUUGAUGGUUUGAUUUAGUGAAUGUCUAGCAGAUUAUUACAAAUCGCAGCCUAUUUCAAUCUCUCCUUUUUCUUCUGUUGAGCCAAUGCUUUAAUGAUGUGGUGAGCAGACUUGUGCAAGGCUUCAUGUGAGUUUCCAAAGCUGAACACUUGGGUCAUUAUGAGAUUAUGUUACAUCUUUGCAGAGUGCCUUACAUCUGUGCAUUAACAGUGCAGCAGACCAACAGGAUCUGAAAAGAUUGUGGGGUCAAGAACAGGUACAGGAGUUUUUCCGUUAUAACUGUUGUUCAGAGAGGGCACAUGUUUGGCAAAUGUUUUUACUAUUGAUUUUAUUACAGACGUCUUGUGUGAUUAUUCCAUAAUAAAAAUAAAACUGAAAUAUCA
Pygocentrus nattereri (red-bellied piranha) is the source of this 5305-nucleotide messenger RNA. It is a transcript of the gene pdzd7a, whose product is annotated as PDZ domain containing 7a. NCBI's taxonomy places the organism in Eukaryota, Metazoa, Chordata, Actinopteri, Characiformes, Serrasalmidae. Gene Ontology annotation, cellular component: stereocilium tip; plasma membrane; cilium. The record is from RefSeq and is a predicted model, not a curated record. The transcript is spliced from 17 exons. Gene Ontology annotation, molecular function: protein binding. The coding region runs from base 1245 to 4106 and encodes 953 amino acids. Gene Ontology annotation, biological process: sensory perception of sound; auditory receptor cell stereocilium organization.